CCUCGCACUCGCUUGCUUCUCUUCAAACUCCUGGCUACCCACCCGUUUGCGCCCCUCUCACGAUCAGACCAUCUACCCCAUAAAACGAAAACAAACAAGCCCAUCGUCAAAAUGGCGUCCACCACUACCACCAUUGACCUCACCCCACACGAAAAAUACGACCUGAUAACCAGUAACCUACAAGAAGUUCUAAAGCCAAACAUCAUUAAAUCCGUGCUGGCCGAGAACCGCCCCCUAAAGAUCUACUGGGGUACUGCGCCAACAGGCCGUCCGCACUGCGGGUACUUCGUACCGAUGGUGAAGCUCGCUCACUUCCUGCGCGCAGGCUGCGAAGUCACAGUUCUGCUAGCAGACAUCCACGCAUUCCUGGACAACCUAAAAGCCCCUCUGGAGCUAGUGACGCACCGGGCAAAGUACUACGAACUAGUCAUAAAGUCCGUCUUGCGAGCCAUCGGGGUCCCGAUUGAGAAGCUACGCUUCGUGCUCGGGUCCUCGUACCAGAAGGGGGCCGCGUACGUUAUGGACUUGUUCCGCCUCAGCUCUAUCGUUACCGAGCACGACGCGAAGAAGGCGGGUGCGGAAGUGGUCAAGCAGGUUGCAAGCCCUUUGCUAAGCGGCCUGAUUUACCCGCUCAUGCAGGCGCUCGACGAGGAGCACUUGGGCGUCGACGCGCAGUUUGGCGGCGUGGAUCAGAGAAAGAUAUUCACACUUGCGGCUGAGAAUUUGCCCGGGAUCGGGUUCAAGGAAAGGGCGCAUCUGAUGAAUCCUAUGGUCCCCGGCUUGGCUGGAGGCAAGAUGAGCGCUUCUGAUCCGAAUUCCAAGAUUGACUUGUUGGAUGGUGAGGAGGUUGUCAGGAAUAAGUUGAGAAAGUCGCAUUGCGCUCCCUCGGAGGUGGAGGGGAAUGGGGUUAUCUCGUUCGUGGAGUAUGUGCUUUUUCCCAUUGCAGAGUUGGCGGAUGAGAAGGGGGAAGGGAAGUUUGUCGUGCCCAGGGAUGAAAGGUGGGGUGGACCGGUCACUUACUCCUCCGUCGUGGAGCUUAAGAAGGAUUACCAAGAGGACAAGCUAUCCCCGAUGGACCUAAAGACGGGAGUCGAAGAAGCCCUUAACAAACUACUCGCCCCGAUUAGGAGGGACUUUGAACAGGACGAGGAAUUCAGGACGGUUGCAAAACUAGCUUACCCAGAUGAGGUUAAGAUUAAGAAGAAAAAGGAAAAGAAGAUUGGAACCGGAUAUGUUCCCAAGGAUAAGAAAACCACUGCGGAGAAGAAGGUUGCCGACGGUGAUGCCAAGCCGCAGGAAACAGUUGAAGUUGCGGUGGGCAUCAGUGCAAAAGACACCCAAGACAAACUCGCCCAAAAUGCAGAGUGA
Tuber melanosporum (Perigord truffle) is the source of this 1368-nucleotide messenger RNA. RefSeq lists its product as uncharacterized. The record is from RefSeq and is a predicted model, not a curated record. Gene Ontology annotation, biological process: tyrosyl-tRNA aminoacylation. The transcript is spliced from 2 exons. Gene Ontology annotation, molecular function: tyrosine-tRNA ligase activity; ATP binding. The coding region runs from base 112 to 1368 and encodes 418 amino acids. NCBI's taxonomy places the organism in Eukaryota, Fungi, Ascomycota, Pezizomycetes, Pezizales, Tuberaceae.